UAUUGCCUGCCCCUUAAUGACUCCUGAGGCCUAGAAACUUGGCUUUAAUGCUUAGGUUUGGUGACUGGACCAGGUGCAGAGCUGUGGUUAGACAAAGGGUGCAGUGUACUCCAGUGGCGAUAGAUGGGGUGACAGCAAUUGGGAGAUUUUGCGGGUUCUCUGGGCCUUCUGGGAAUUUGGUCUUCAAGCCACAGGGACAGAGUGACUUGAGGUUUUGUGGCCUGCUUUGGGGAGAGGUAGUAUAGUUUGUGUGAGUGGUCUUAGUGGAACGUGCUGUCAUUUCUCUGAGGCAGAAGAGGGCCAGGGCCUCGGUUUUCCAGGUCAUGUAGUUCUCAUGAGCUCCCUCUGUCCAGUAUAUCAAAGCACCUACUUUGGGUAUGGUGUUCUAAGCUCCAGUUGUCCCCCACUGCACAGUUCUGGGGAGUCUAGUCACACUUGGCCUGUUUUCCCCACAGAACACAUGUCAGAGACAAGACCCAUGGCCAGGGGCCUCUUCAUCGAGACACUGCUGCAGGAGCAGCUCCUUCUGCCUCCAGUGGCCCCUGGGGCUCCAGGAAUGACAGAGCCUGUGGGAGAAGAGGACCUCAGUCCCAUGGAAGACUUGGACCUCAUGGAGUGCCUGGAGGGCAGUAACCAGGUGGCCCUGCGGCUGGCCUGCAUUGGAGAUGAGAUGGAUCUGCACCUUCGGAGCCCCCAUCUGACCCAGCUGCCCGGGAUUGCCAUGCACAGCCUGGCUGUCACCUACAGACAAACAGGCAUUAGGGGUGUCCUCAGAAGCUUGACCCACAGCCUCUGCAGCCUUGGAGAGAGCAUAUGGUCCUGGAGAUUCCUGACUCCUGUCAUCUGGGUGUCACCUGACCAGGCCUGCAGGCAGCUGCUGCCCUUGGUCUUGCUGGUCCUGCUGCUGGGCGGGGCCCUGCACCUGCUGCCUCAGUGAGGCCCAGCUGGGGCGGGGCUGGCCCCUGCCUCUCGACCACCGCCCCGGAGGUGCCGGCACCAGUCCGCUUUGUUCUUUUUAACUGGUGUUUUCUGAUGAUCCCGUUUUUAUAUUUAAACUUGAGAUAGUGCUGGGACACUACUGAGGUUUCAUACUGGAGUUUUCUGUUUGUGUAAUGAAUUCCUUCUACCUCUGGGGUGUUACCAGCUGAACACCCCUGAGGCCUGGCUGGCCCCUCUCGUGACCCAUGGCUUCCUCUCUGCGGGCAGGUCCUGUGGCCUCCAGCAGGGGGAGUGCUGGCCACACCCCUGUUUGGGAAGCCCUGAGGCAAAGAAUCUACUGGACUAGAUUUCCGCAGGGCAGAGUUCAAUAAAAUGUUGGUUUCCAGCCAGUCUAGUCUUGGGUGCUCUGGGGGUCUGUGGUAACAAUGGAGGCUCCUUGCUGUGGAGGCAGAUGGUGGAAGGUACCCUCUGCCCCUCUGUCCUGG
Nannospalax galili (Upper Galilee mountains blind mole rat) is the source of this 1424-nucleotide messenger RNA. RefSeq names its product BCL2 interacting killer (gene Bik). The record is from RefSeq and is a predicted model, not a curated record. The transcript is spliced from 4 exons. The coding region runs from base 335 to 937 and encodes 200 amino acids. Gene Ontology annotation, biological process: apoptotic mitochondrial changes; apoptotic process; male gonad development. NCBI's taxonomy places the organism in Eukaryota, Metazoa, Chordata, Mammalia, Rodentia, Spalacidae.